AAUAAUUAAACCAAUUAAGCAAUUUCUAUUAAAUUAGUGAUUGUUGGUGAUGGUAGUGUUGGAAAAACAUGUAUUUUGAUUAGGUAAAUAUAAUAACAUUAAUAAUAGAUAUACAUAAGAUAAAUUUCCAACAGAUUAUGUACCAACUGUAUUUGAGAAUUAUUGUACAUAAAUUGCGUAUGAGAACAAAAUGGUAAAUCUUAAUUUAUGGUAUUUAAAAAUCAUUAUUACUAAAAAAGGGAUACAGCUGGAUAAGAAGAAUAUAAAUAAUUGAGAUGUAUUAGUUAUCCAUAAAGUGAUGUCUUUGUAAUUACAUUUUCUGUAGAUGAACCAAGUUCAUUUUAAAAUGCAGUUAAAAAAGUAAUCUAAUUAUAAAUAAUAACAUAGUGGUAUCCUGAAUUAUAAGCUGAUUAACCAAAUGUUCCUAUUAUUUUUGUUGGAAAUAAAAUUGAUAUUAGACCUAUGGAAAAUGCUGAUGAGAAUAAAUUUGUUACUUUCAAUAUAGCAUAAAAGGUUGUAUCAGAUUUAGGAUGUAAAUAUAUUGAAUGCAGUGCACUUAAUGGAACUAAUUUAAAAUAAAUUUUCUAAGAAGGAAUUAAAUAAGCCAUAAAAAAGAAAUUCCCACCUUAAUAAUCUCAAACUUCAGUACCAGUAAAGAAUUAAACUGGAACUCAAAGAAAGAAUAAUUCUAAUGAAAAUGAUGAUGCAAGUGGUAAAUGCUCAAUUCAAUGAUUUAAUCAAAU
This is a messenger RNA of Paramecium primaurelia, 743 nucleotides long. NCBI's taxonomy places the organism in Eukaryota, Ciliophora, Oligohymenophorea, Peniculida, Parameciidae. The record is from the annotation of a GenBank genome assembly.